Lecanosticta acicola is the source of this 1735-nucleotide messenger RNA. Lineage: Eukaryota; Fungi; Ascomycota; Dothideomycetes; Mycosphaerellales; Mycosphaerellaceae. The record is from the annotation of a GenBank genome assembly.
AUGGCGCCUCGCGAUGAUGGGAAGAGUGGCGCAAACGGCGGUGAUGAGGUCAAGCCCGAGAGGGGCAUCGCGACGUUGUCGGCGCUAAGGUAUGCAUCCCGGUCACAUGAAAGCGCAUAUGCUCUUGAUGGUAUUCGUGGACUCGCGCUGAUAUCCUGGACAGAAUCGGCACCAAGGCUAUGGUCCAGAAGGUGAGUGGUAUCGUGCUGGCUUGGCUGAGGCCAAGGCCAGGUCCCCGACGACACUAAUCAAGUUUCAGCCAGCUAACACUUUCAUACAGGAUGGCGGAGUGCGCAAAGCCGAGAUAUUGUCCAUAGUGACUCGCAAAGGCCAGCCCCGCUUCUACGUCCACUACGUCGAGUUCAACAAGCGUCUCGACGAGUGGAUCUCCGCAGAACGGCUCGAUCUCAGCCAGGAAGUCGAGUGGCCCAUUCCGGAGAAGCCGGACAACAAGAAUAAACAGAAGAAUGCACAGUCCAAGAAUCAACAGGUUUCCAAAGCUGACUCCAAGGCGCAAACGAAGACCGGCCUGAAGCGGCCUCGCAGCGGGACGAGUGGUACUACCACCAGGGAAGGUUCUGCUGUGCCCGAUCUCUCCGACAAACUCACCAGACAGCCCUCGCAGACGGGAGGCAAAGAGAACCUGGAUCCGUCGACGACGACGAUUGCCGCGGAGGAUCUCGAUGCCACGCCGCAGCCGGACGAUGGAACUGUCGAUCUCGUCGACGUGCAGGAGCAGGCCGUCAAGGCAAAGGCCGUUCCUGACAACGUGCCGUACUCUCGCGAGGAAGAGAUCGAGAAGCUCCGCACUGGAGGCAGCAUGACUCAAAACCAGACGGAAAUUAGCAGGGUCCGGAAUCUGGAGCGCAUACAGAUGGGCGAGCACGAGAUAGAACCGUGGUAUUUCUCGCCUUACCCGGCGGAAUUCACCGAUUGUGACAUGGUCUACAUCUGCGAGUUCUGUCUAUGCUAUUUUGGCAGCAGCUUUCAGUUUGGCCGACAUCGAAAGAAGUGCCACCUACUUCAUCCACCUGGCAACGAGAUCUAUCGGGACGAGAAUGUCUCCUUCUUCGAGAUCGAUGGUCGGCGUCAGCGGACGUGGUGCCGAAAUCUUUGUCUGCUCUCCAAGCUCUUCCUGGACCACAAGACCCUGUACUACGACGUCGACCCCUUCUUGUUCUACUGCAUGACCGUCAGAUCUGAGCAUGGGCAUCAUCUCGUCGGCUACUUCUCCAAGGAGAAAGAAUCAGCCGAAGGCUACAACGUUGCCUGUAUCCUCACACUCCCGCAAUACCAGCGGAAAGGGUAUGGUGGUCUGCUCAUCCAGUUCUCCUACGAGCUCAGCAAGAUCGAGGGCAAACUCGGCUCACCCGAAAAGCCACUUUCAGAUCUGGGCCUGCUCGGCUACCGUGCCUACUGGCAGGAAGUCAUCGUCGACCUCCUCCUCGAAAAGGACGUCGCCAACACCGGCAACGGGCCGACCAUGAUCUCGGUCGAAGACAUCGGCAGUCUCCUCGCAAUGACCACGCCGGACAUCCUGCACACCCUGCAGAAUCUGAACAUGGUCCGGUAUCAGAACAAAAACCACGUGAUGGUCCUGACGGACGCCGCGCUGAAGGCGCGCGAGAAGCGCAAGGAAAAGGAACGGAUCAAGGGCAAGAGGGUCAUCGAUCCGGAGAAGCUGGUCUGGAAACCCCCCGUCUUCGCGGCCAGUGCAAGGACAUGGAAUUGGUAG